GUGCGAGUCGCGGUGCGUCCUGGUGUUCCUCUCAGACGGUGCAAGUUUCCCCGCGGAGUGAAAACAUCUCGUUGUUGUCUCAUGGAUUUCUGGACGGUUCUGCUUCUCUUCGCUGCAGCAGCAGCACCAGCAGCAGCAGAAGCUGCAGCAGCAGCACCAGCAGCACCAGCAGCAGCACCAGAAGCUGCAGCAGCAGCACCAGCAGCAGCAGAAGCUGCAGCAGCAGCACCAGCAGCAGCAGAAGCUGCAGCAGUAAAUCUGACCAGGAAGGUCGGUGACAACGUGACGCUCAGCCUGGAACACAAACCGCUGAAACCUGGGGACACGGUGAUCUGGUCCAAUGGUCCAGAGACGGGGGAGGAAAAUGUUCUCUUCUACAUCUUCGACAUCGGGAAUCAUGACGGACCGACCCAAAAGGACCGGUUUGAUCUGGAUCUGACCACCGGCGCUCUGACCAUUAAACGUCUCUCAGCUACAGAUUCGGCAGUUUAUUAUGGACAGAUCAUCAAUGGCAACGGGACCAAACGAUUCUUCAAGCUGACGGUGGAGGGGCCUGAUCCCAUCCAACCAACUGAUGAACCUCAACAACAUCCAAACACCAGGAUCAUUAUCAGCGCCGUUGUUGCUGUUGUUGUUCUCAUCUUUCUCUUCAUUGCUUUUGUAGUGAAGAAGAAAAAACCAUGCAGAAAGUCUUCAGUCGUCUGAUUCCCAACAUUCAACCUUCUCUCCAUUCCUCACCGACGGGCCUCAGCUGAUCCAACAGAACCUCCAGAACUCUUUUCAGUCCAUUUGUUUCUUGUUCAGAGUCUGGGCUGAUCGUGGUGCUCCUUUCCUCUCAGGGAGAAUCAUCGUUUUAUGAACUGUUGAACUGCCCAGUUCAACAGUUCAAACGCCAAAUACAUCUGAAUGUGCGUUGAUGCAGUCAGUGGGAACUGUCCCAAUGCUACAGCUGAAGCUUUGGGGUUCAGCCAAUCAGCACCAAGGAAAACAAAUGCUGCUCCAUCAUUUGCUGCUUUGCAAACAUUAGCCAGUACAGUGUGAUAGUGUCUUAUGCAGCUUUGCAUGUAUUUCAGCUUCCCAGAUGCAUUAUCAUUAGAAUAUUUUAGAUCAACUCUACAAAGAGUCACAUUUCACAGAAAACACUGAAUCCUUCGAUUUCACAGUAAAAGCAUUCAGUUAGCAUUAGCAUGGCGCUAAAUUACCUAAAAUCUUUUGUUGUUUGACGUUAAGAAGCAUUUUUUAUCUCAGGAUCUCAAAAGAACUCAACAAGGGCAAACAGGGUGUUAGAAAGAUUAAAAGAGCAAACAGCUGAUGGCAGAUUAUUUCUUAAAAAACGUUGACUUAUGAUUCAGAUUUUAGUCAGUAUGUUUGUUUUGUCUGACAUGUUCAAUACAGUCACUGAAUUGGCAACAGGGGGGUCACUAUAGUUCACUGUAAGCAUGGCCUGUCAGUCUGACCUCUCUUUCUCACAGGAGAGGUUGACCUUUAGACCUUUGCUGAUCGGCUUCACAUGUAGAAAUCAAUCGAUCACAGAUCUCCCAAAAUUCAGAAAAUUGUCACCAAUAAAUCGCCUGGCCGAUAAAUCGGUGCACCUGGAGGGAAACAAACAUCUUAAUGCCGUCUCUAAAACAACCAGUAUGUUGUCAUACGCACUUAUUAAUGUUUGAGGUUAAAUUAUUUUAUUUAGAAACAAAAGUCUAAUUUAUUUGAAAUGAACUUGAUAUGUGCACAUGUGUUUCCUGGAUGAAAAGCUGCAAAAAUGAAUUGCAUAUAAAAUGUGUGUGCAGGUGAGUGUAAACUGAAGUUUAUUUAUUGAGCCUUAGUGUCAGUUUGAACCAGUGAUGUUAAAGUUUGAGUUGCUUUCACUCAUUUUUAUUGAAAGUUUUGUUUCAGAAUCAUUGUUUCUAUUUAUUCCAGUGGUCAGUGGAAAUAUUUCAUUUCUGAUCAUCAGGCACAAAAUAAUAAUCUUGUUAAAAGAAUUUAAGCUUGUUUAUGGGACAUGAUCUUCCCAUAAACAAGUGGAUCAGGAGUUUGUUGAAUGAAUCAAUCAAUGAUGUAACUUUAAGGUGAAAUAAAAAGAUAAAUUGUG
Molecule: messenger RNA, 2089 nt
Organism: Poeciliopsis prolifica (blackstripe livebearer)
Lineage: Eukaryota; Metazoa; Chordata; Actinopteri; Cyprinodontiformes; Poeciliidae
Exons: 4
Coding region: 82-705 (207 amino acids)
Source: RefSeq, a predicted model, not a curated record